AUGACGGAACAAAAAGCUGCUGCGAAUUAUAUGCCCCAAACAGAAGACGAAGAACAAAGCUUAAGCGAAUAUGACGCAUCACUGACACCGCAUCAAAAGCCCUAUUUAUUCGAUUGUCAUAGUCAGUGGUGGACAAUUAACCAGAAUCUUCUGGGAGUUUCUGAGAAAUCGCCAAUCGUGGAAAGUUCCAAAUUUUGGACCUUCGCUACGUGGAUUUUCAAAUCCUUCAGCACGCAGAACCAGCAGCAAGGGAAGCAGAAGGAUGGUCCUCAAAGGUACAACCUGCAUGUGACGGGUUGGAAAAUUGAGUCGGAAAGGAGACGGAGAAAAACGAAACCGGGACCUAUAGACCUCCUUCUGGGUGCCGACGUCUUUUCUAAAAUUCUGUUGGACGGACGCAUCCCUGGAUCUAAAGACCAGCCCGACGCAAUUAAUACAAUCUUCGGCUAUGUCCUUAUGGGGAAAAUAAAUCAUUUCAAAGCGCCUGCACUCGCUACGUUGUUUUGUUAUCUUGAGGACACGGUUUCCCUUGAUCAACAAUCGGACAAAUUCUGGGAAUUAGAGACAGUUCCUGAUGCACCUCGUCUAUCUCCCGAUGACAUUAAGGUGGAACAAACAUUUGUCAGCACACACCGGCGAGACCAGCCGUCUGGUCGGUUCAUCGUCGACUUACCUUUUAAGGAAGAAGCCCCUAUCUUCCCAAAUAUCCGAUCUCUGGCUUUACAGAGGUUUUAUUCCCUUGAGCGGAGACUUCAGAAGCCUGAGAUUUACUCGCAAAAUUGCGAUUUCAUGAACGAAUUUAUUGCGCUUAACCACAUGGAAUCUAUUCCAGACAAUUCGUUCAGUUCCCCUCACUGUUAUUAUCUAUCCCACCAUUGUGUUUUAAGGCCGGAAAGUUUAACCAGUAAACUAAGGGUGGUUUUUAACGGUUCCGCACACCUUCCCAACCAGCCUUACCUCAAUGAUAAACUAUUCACCGGUCCAAAACUCCAGAGUGAUAUAUCUACAAUAUUAUUAAAUUUUCGUUUAUUCAGUUAUAUUCUGACCGCCGACAUUUCCAAAAUGUAUGGUCAAAUUUUGGUUAAUCCGCUUCAUACGGACUACCAACGAGUUCUUUGGCGCAACACGCCUAACGAGCCUGUAAAGGACUUUCGAAUAAACCGAGUCGUGUACGGUCUUUCUUGUUCGCCUUACCUCGCAAUACGAUGUCUGCACCAAUUGGCGGUCGAGGAAGGGCAUAAAUAUCCCCUAGCUGCCAAAGCCCAUAAAAGGAACACCUACGUUGACGAUAUUGUCGUCUCUUGUUGUUCGAUCCAAACCGCUUUAGCUUUGCGCGAUGAACUCAUCGCAUUAUUAAACACGGGCGGUUUCGAGUUAAAGAAAUGGUCCGGUAACAGUCCCGCCGUAUUGGAGGGAAUUCUGACAUCCGAUCUGGCGAUUAACCCCCUUGAAUUUGUAAGCAAACUGUCUUCCCCGACUCUAAGGGUUUUAGGAUUAGAAUGGGAUGCUCCAUCCGAUACCUUCCGAUUUAAAGUGAAGGCUUCUGAUUCCGGUUGCACAAAGCGACUCCUUUUGUGCAACUUAGCACGGAUAUUCGACCCCUUAGGUUUUCUAUCUCCCGUCACUCUCCUCAUUAAGCAUAUCAUUCAAAAAAUUUGGUCUCAAAAAAUCGGUUGGGACGACAAACCCUCUAACGAUGUGGUUCGUUGGUGGGAGAAGUACCUAUCCGAAAUUUCUGUCCUUGGAAAUCUAAAUAUUGCGAGACGCCUAUUACCUAAUGAGAUGUCCAAACUGGAAAUUCACUGCUUUGGCGACGCUAGCGAAAUAGGUUACUGCGCUGUGUUAUACUUAAGAUGUUUAACGUCGUCAGCCUCACCCGUCCUUCAUUUCGUAACGGCAAAAUCUAAAGUCGCCCCUGUCAAGAAAAUAGUAUCAAUUCCGCGUCUGGAAUUAUGGGCAGCCGUGUUAGCGGCUCGCUUGGUGUCAUUUGUAGCCACGGCUAUUAAGUCAUCCGAUAUCGAAGUUACGGAUAUUUUCUGUUACUCUGAUUCCACGGUUACUCUGGGUUGGUUGAGAUCCUCUCCGCACCGUUGGAAGACUUUCGUCAGUAACAGGGUGUCUUUUGUUCAGGAAAGAGUUAAUCCUUCCAGUUGGCAUUAUGUCUCAUCUAGAGAGAACCCCGCUGACCUUGGAUCCCGUGGUUGUUUACCUUCCGAGUUAGUGAACAGUUCUCUAUGGUGGGCGGGGCCAUCCUUUUUGCAUUGCAAUCCCAUUAUUUUAGAACGUGACCCCACCGACGUCCACGACCACGAAUUAGAGGCUCGCACCUUAAACCUCCAUACCACCCAAGCUUCCACAAAUUUUCUAGGCACCAUGCUCGAGAACUCUUCAUCCUUAAACAAAUGUGUUCGGUCGCUGAGUUAUUUGGUACGUUACGUGCAUUACUUGCGUAAAUCGAAUAAAUUGGAAACCGGUUUUCUGACAUCCUCCGAGACUUACAAUUCUCUGUUAAUUUUCGUAAGACGCUCGCAAGACCUAUUUUUUAGUCACGAACUCCGUCUUCUUAAGGAUGGUAAACCUCUUGCUAAAAAUUUCAGGAAACUAUUUCCAUUUCUUGACGAUGCUGGAACUUUGAGAGUGGGUGGACGAUUAAGCCAAGCAACCAUUUCCUACGAACGUAAAUUUCCUGCGUUACUUCCUAGCCAGUGCCGAUUAACUGAGAUGAUUAUCGAGUCGACUCAUGUACAGUAUUUACACGCCGGCAUCCAAACUGUCCAAUAUCUAAUUUCCCUGCGUUUCUGGAUUCUUUCUCCAAAACGAGCAAUCCGAAGGGUUUUGUCCAAAUGCGUCAAAUGCUUUCGAGUAAACCCCACGUCGCCUGUUCCUUUAAUGGGAAACUUACCCAUAGCGCGCAUUUCCGAACUUAAGCCCUUCAGCAUCGUCGGUGUCGAUUUCGCAGGACCUUUCCCAAUUGUAAUGUCCAGGAUUCGAAAGGCACCGAUCCUUAAAGCAUACCUAGCACUCUUUAUUUGUUUCUCCACCAAGGCUGUUCACCUGGAGCUAGUGUCGGAUCUGUCCACGAGCGCAUUCUUAGCUGCCUUCAAACGAUUUGUCAGCCGCCGCGGCAGAUGCGAUAACAUUCAUAGCGACAACGGCACAAACUUUUCUGGGGCAAGUAAAGAAUUAAACAGGCUGGCUGAAACCGCCGCCAAUCACCACUACAUUAAGUGGCACUUUAUUCCCUCCUCAUCUCCACACUUUGGAGGACUAUGGGAGUCCAACAUCAAAACGGUUAAGUGUCACAUAGUCCGUACGAUUGGGGAGCAGGUAUUAACUUUUGAGAAACUCUACACUUUAUUCACCCAAGUCGAAGCGAUAAUGAAUUCGCGUCCGUUAUGCCCUCUAAGUGAGGAUCCGAACGACUUGAAUGUUUUAACGCCCGGGCACUUCCUCACAAUGGAGCCUUUGAACGCCCCUCCCGAGGACCUCGUGCAACACGUCUCGAACAAUCGCCUUUCUCCGAAGUCCAUCCCGGACCUGAUGGUGUCGUCCGAGUGGCUACCGUCCGGACAAGCACUGGCGUUUUCAAACGCCCCGUGA
This is a messenger RNA of Cylas formicarius (sweet potato weevil), 3600 nucleotides long. RefSeq lists its product as uncharacterized. The transcript has 4 exons. Lineage: Eukaryota; Metazoa; Arthropoda; Insecta; Coleoptera; Brentidae. The record is from RefSeq and is a predicted model, not a curated record. Gene Ontology annotation, molecular function: nucleic acid binding. Gene Ontology annotation, biological process: DNA integration. The coding region runs from base 1 to 3600 and encodes 1199 amino acids.